UUGAAUGCAUCUGGCGCGGUUAAAUGACGUCCCAUAUGCGCCACAUAAAACACAUGUGGGACAGUUGCAGAGGUGAACAGCUCGUUUAGUUUGUUUUCGUGGUGUGUCUGACUUGCGUGGUUGGAUACCAGGGCGAUGAAGUACCUUUAAACUGAUUGGUUUCUGGUGAAAAGCGAAGAACUGCGACCUCCUUGUUAAAUGCAGCCGGUUAGCUCUCUGCAAAGAGCAGCCACCAAGCUAACAUCAACAGCUAGUUGACAGGGCAGCAUUAGUAAGCAGACAGCAGUCACCCCUGCUCCUCACAGAUGGCUGAUGAUAGUGUGAAAGGUGAGGCUCCAGCCCAGCAGCAGAAUGAUAGUGGAGAUGAUAAGAAGACUGUGAGCAGUAAUGGAGAAGCUACAGCAGACAACCAAACUCUGUCCAAAAGGCAAAGGAAGAAGCUUCUGAAGCAGCAGAAAUGGGAAGAGGAGAGGGAGCUACGAAAGCAGAGACGAAAGGAGAGGAAGCAGCAGCGUCGCCUGCAGAGGCAGAAUCAUCAGGAGGAGGAGGGGGGAGACGCCCAGAGUGCCAGGAAACAUCCACGCAGGGAGGUGAUGCCCAGCUCUAUGAGGCUGGUGGUGGACUGCAGCUUCGACAACCUCAUGCUGAUCAAGGAUGUCCGGAAGCUUCACAAACAGAUCCAGCGGUGCUAUGCUGAGAACAGGCGAGCUGUACACCCAGUACAGUUUUAUCUAACAAGUCUGGGUGGACAGCUGAAACAGAGCAUGGAUGAAAAGGACAAAGGAUGGAUAAACUGGAAGGACAUUACCAUUAAAACUGAGCACUACAGUGAGGUUGUGGCUAAGGAAGAUCUGGUGUACCUGACAUCAGACUCUCCCAAUGUGCUGGAGCAGCUGGACCAAAAAAAAGCUUAUGUGAUCGGAGGCCUGGUGGACCACAACCAUCAUAAGGGGAUUACCUUUGAGAGGGCCAAGGAGCUGGGGAUUGAUCACGCCCAGCUUCCUCUGAGCAGCUUUGUUAAGAUGAACAGUCGGAAGGUUCUGGCAGUCAACCAUGUGUUUGAGAUCAUCUUAGCGUAUCUGGAGAAGGGCAGCUGGCAGGAGGCCUUCUUCACCAUCCUGCCUCAGAGGAAAGGAGCUGUGGCUGUUGACCAGGACGGAACAACCAUUCAGGAAAAAGAGGAGGAAGAUUCAGACUCCGACUCUGACAUACCAGAGCAAGCCGAGACAAGAACCUAACACUUUGCCCAAAUGGACAACUCCAAACAAAAUUCUAACGUUUAAUACUACGGGAACGAAGAAAAUGGGAGAAUGGAAUUUUUUGGAUUUACUGAUGCUAAGGCUAUAUUUGAAAGUUUAUGUUUCUGUCUUUAAAAUUUCAAAAUGCUUUUUGUUUUUUACUAGAUAUUUAUUGACAUUUUUACUUUGUGCCGAUUUAAUUGCUCACCUAAGUUGGACUGCUGAUAUAAAUGGAAAAUUUCA
Molecule: messenger RNA, 1481 nt
Organism: Xiphias gladius (swordfish)
Lineage: Eukaryota; Metazoa; Chordata; Actinopteri; Istiophoriformes; Xiphiidae
Gene: trmt10a
Product: tRNA methyltransferase 10A
Exons: 7
Coding region: 306-1238 (310 amino acids)
Biological process (GO): tRNA N1-guanine methylation
Cellular component (GO): nucleus; nucleoplasm; cytosol
Molecular function (GO): tRNA binding
Source: RefSeq, a predicted model, not a curated record